Messenger RNA from Equus caballus (horse), 4814 nucleotides. RefSeq names its product acid phosphatase 7, tartrate resistant (putative) (gene ACP7). NCBI's taxonomy places the organism in Eukaryota, Metazoa, Chordata, Mammalia, Perissodactyla, Equidae. Gene Ontology annotation, molecular function: metal ion binding; acid phosphatase activity. The record is from RefSeq and is a predicted model, not a curated record.
AUCUAUAAUUCAAUAGCAUUGGUUCUUUCUUAAUCCUGUGUAUUUAUUUUACGCAUGUUAAAAUAGGAUUUUGAGAUGGGCUUCACCAGCCUCCCAUAGGUCUCUUUAACAUAAAAACGGUUAAGAACCUCAGAUUCUGGAAGAUCACCAGAAAAACUAAAACUAAGGAGACUUUACAAUCGAUGCGGGUGGGUGAGGGUGGGGCAGUCUGGAAGGCGUUUGAGUCUGGCUAAGAGCAUUGCUUUCUAUUACAUUUUAAGCUGUGACAGAGACUCGGGAAUGUGGGGAAAAGUCCAAACACUGCAAGACCCCUCUUGAACCCCCUCACUCUCAGGAUCCGUCUCUGAAUCGGUGUCCCGAGCCUGCAGACACCACUGUCCUUCGAAUUUACAAAGCCAAGCCAGUGAGUCACUUUCUUUGCAGACAGGAAGGGGGGACAACUGAAAAUCUGGACCUGCAGACUUUUCCUGCUGCUCCGGGAAGCCCCCAGCACAUUUUGUGGCAAGCCACUCACCACCUUCAAACAGCUCAUGAGGGUUCCAGGGGAACUUCUCACUUGCUCCCACCUAGAUCCCAGGGCCAUUUCUGGAGCUCGGGCAUUAAUAACAAACAAAAUAACAGCUGAUACGUACCCAGCCCUCACUCUGGCCAGGCUGUGUUCUCAGCACGACAUUUCCUGCAUCAACUUGUUUAAUCCUCACAACGGCCCAUAGGUUCGUGCUAUUACCACCUUCUUUUGGCAGGUGAAAAAACCGAGGCCCAGCGAGGUCGAGUGACCCGCCUAGGGCGCACAGCUCAGAAGCGGCACUGGCAGCCGUGGAUUUUGAUUUUGUUUACAGCGUGCCCGGGAGUCAGGGGAGGACGCAGUGGGCUAAGCUUGGAGACAGAGGAAGGCGGAAGGACUUGCGAGGCAGAUGCAGCCGGCUUGGCGGGAAGAGACGGGGGAUUCCCCGGGUCGCGGGCGCUGGCGCCAGCACACCUGGCAUCCGCAUAACCAGCCCCUCGAAGACCUCCCUGCUAUCCCGCCUCGUGGCACUGCCUGAUCCCCCUGCAUUCCCCAUCCUCCCAGCCGCUCCUGCUGCUCCUGCUGCUCCUGAGGGAAUCUGACCUUCUCCGGACCCCUCCCCUUCCCCUCUCUGCCCCCGCCAUCCCCUUACCAUGCGCAUCCUUCGUCCCUGCUGGUCCUGCUGCUGUCUGCUCCUCUUCUGCUCCCUGGGAAUCCAGGGUACCCCGAAGGCUCCCAGCGCUGCCCCCGAGCAAGUCCACCUGUCCUACCUAGAUGAGCCGGGCUCCAUGACUGUCACCUGGACCACAUGGGUCCCCACGCCCUCUGAAGUGCAGUUCGGGCUGCAGCCCUCGGGGCCCCUGCCCCUCCGGGCCCAGGGCACCUUCAGCCCCUUUGUGGACGGGGGCAUUCUCCGGCGGAAGCUCUACAUACACCGAGUGACGCUGCGGGGGCUGCUGCCCGGGGUCCAGUAUGUUUACCGCUGUGGCAGCGCUCAGGGCUGGAGCCGUCGGUUCCGCUUCAGGGCCCUAAAGAAUGGGCCUCACUGGAGCCCCCGUCUGGCUGUGUAUGGGGACCUGGGGGCUGACAACCCGAAGGCCCUACCCCGUCUGCGCAGGGACACCCAGCAGGGCAUGUACGAUGCUGUUCUCCAUGUGGGAGACUUUGCCUACAACAUGGAUCAGGACAACGCCCGCAUCGGGGACAAGUUCAUGCGGCUCAUCGAACCCGUGGCCGCCAGCCUGCCAUAUAUGACGUGCCCCGGGAAUCACGAGGAACGCUACAACUUCUCUAACUACAAGGCUCGCUUCAAUAUGCCGGGGGACAGCGAAGGCCUGUGGUACAGCUGGGAUCUGGGCCCCGCCCACAUCAUCUCCUUCUCCACCGAGGUCUAUUUCUUCCUCCAUUACGGCCGCCACCUGGUAGAAAGACAGUUUCACUGGCUGGAGAGCGACCUCCAGAAGGCCAACCAGAACCGGGCCGCCCGGCCGUGGAUCAUCACCAUGGGCCACCGGCCGAUGUACUGCUCCAACGCUGAUUUGGAUGACUGCACGUGGCACGAGAGCAAGGUUCGCAAGGGCCUCCGCGGCCGGUUCUACGGGCUGGAGGAUCUUUUCUACAAAUACGGGGUCGACCUGCAGCUGUGGGCUCACGAGCACUCGUACGAGCGGCUGUGGCCGAUUUACAACUACCAGGUAUUUAACGGGAGCCAAGAGAAGCCCUACACCAACCCUCGAGGCCCCGUCCACAUCAUCACAGGAUCUGCGGGCUGUGAGGAGCGGCUCACCCCCUUCAGCCUCUUCCCCCGGCCCUGGAGCGCCUUGCGCGUGAAGGAGUACGGGUACACGCGUCUCCACGUCCUCAACGGGACCCACAUCCACCUCCAGCAGGUGUCCGACGACCAGGACGGGAAGAUCGUGGAUGACAUCUGGGUGGUGAGACCUUUGCUUGGCCGGAUGAUGUACCUGUAGGGAUGGGCGCAGCUCUCAUCAGGAACCAUGGGCCUCGCCACCUUGGCUGGGGUGACCGGACACUGCUGGGGCCUGGGUGGCAAGUCGGGGCGGGCCUCGACUCCUCUGCCCUCCGCAGGCCCCAUGUGGGGUGGAGGCAGCCCUGAAGGAGCUGUGUCCGGAGAGGGGAGGGUCCCGGCUGGCUGUGCCGGGAGGACAAGGUGCAGGCACAGUGACACCGGGCAGGUCUGGGGUGGCCCGGUGCCGCCCUCCCACGCAGUGCUCCUGGGCGGGAUGCCCGUGGGGCCUCGGGAAUAAAGAAGGUUCUGCUGUGGCUCCGUGGACUCCACACAUCUGCUGGGGAUGCUGCCGGCAGCCUCCCCUCCGGCUGCCGGGGCAGGGGCGUCACCAGCCGCGCGUCUCGGGUGGGCCCGGCCGUCACGACGCUGCUCUCCAGCAGAUGGCAUGGGUGACUUUCUCCUCCUAGGCCAGCCCCCAGUGCCACCCCAAGGCCUGGCUCCAGUGGCCUAAGGAGUGCUAACCAGUGUCCCAGCUUUGUGCCUCAGUUUCCCAGCUCGGCACGGACUUAUCCUGGAAGCGGGGAAGUGUUAACACUCCUGCCUCCCAGCUGGGGUGGCUGCCCGGCCUCAGGAGCUCCCAGACCUGCCAUUUUCUUCCCUUAUCCCCUUCCUUUCCUCCUCCCAGCUCUCUCUCUGCCUUCCGCCUUUCAUUGGCUCGAAGAUUAUUUAUUGCGCACCUACUGUGUGCCAGGCCCUGUGCUCGGUACCGGGGAGACAGCCAUGAACAAGACGGAGAUCCCCGACCUUGUGGCGCUGACGUUCCAACCAGAGUAUCAGAGAGCAACCACAAUAAAUCAAUAAAAUGUAUAACAACGUAAAUAGUGAUCUGCGCGCAGAAACAGCAAGGAAGAGGGAUGGAGAACCAGGGUGCAGCUGCACUUUUCACGAGGAUGGGCAGGGAGACCUCACGGAGAGGAUGCCAUUUGAUCUGAGGGAGGAGCCACAUGGGCCGAGGGGUCCAGGCAGAGGAACAGCCCGUGCAAAGGCCCUGAGACAGAAACACACCUGCCCAGUCAGAUGCUGAUGAGGAGGCCCGUGCAGCAGGAGCAGAGAGAGAGAGAGGCGGAGCGGGAUAAGGGCAGAGAGGUGACAGGGGGUGGAUGGUGUGGGACCUCGUGGGCCACAGGGAGGACUUGCCCUUCAUCCUGAGUGACAUGGAGCCCCAGGAGGGCUCUGAGCUGGUGGCGGCCAUGACCUGACUCCUGGACUCCUAGGCAAAGGCUGGGGCUCUGGCCCCAGGGCUGAGGGCUCCCCAGGGGAAGCCCGUGAGGUCGCAGCUCUGAGGCUGGCCUCGCCUCUAGGCCCCCAUCGUGCUGCGCAGUUUCCGCUCCUCACGUCUGUUCCCACCCCCACCCCACCCAAGGCACACGGCUCCUUGCAGUUUCUUGAACACACCAGCUUUCCCCCUGUAGGGCCUGUGCCCUCUCCCCCGUGCCCCCAGGCUGGCACCUCCUCGGCUUCGGGUCUCAGCCUUUCCUGCCGACCCCAGCUGAAAUGACCCCAGCCGCCCUCCGUCUCAUCCUCUGUCACUUCACUCCCAGCUCUCAGCCUCCUGCCAUCCUCUCGGGAUUGAUUUGUUAACGUGCUCAUUGUCAGUGUGCCCCCUGGGCCGGCGUGAGGAUGGAGACCAAGGCCGUCUUGUUCAUCCACUGUCUGCCACCUCCAUGGAGCCCUCCCAGACCCCUUCUGGCGCUGGGUUGGGGCCCAGGCUUCCCCCACAUCCUCCCGGUGCCCCUUCUGGGCCGGCACCGUCUAGGGGCAGGACUGGCUCCCCCACUGGACCGACUAUCAGCCCAGGAGGGCGGUGCCCAGACCUGGCUCCAGCCCGAGACGGAUGCUUAAUGACUACUUGUUGCACGUGCCAGGCUCUGGCCGGGCGACACCAGGGACAGCGAGGAAUCAGCCCCAGGCAGGCUCUGUGGGCGCUCACGGCAGGCCGGGAAACACAGUUACCCAACACGGUGACAAGGAAUGAAGGAAUGACCUGGAGACUGAAUCAAGCCCGGGAUGUCACCAGCCAGGAAGUCAUGCAUUGUGUGCUGCGGCCAAAGACGGAGCUGGUGCCGUGCGAGCCCGGCAUGUCCUGUCCCAGGCUGGACGGGGCUGUGAACAAACCUGGGCGGUGGGGUCCUUAGAGGGCAAAGGCCGGCGGGCGCUGGAGCCGGACAGAAACCGGGCUCCUCUCUCAGCUCUGCCGCUUCCUGUGUGAUGGGGAGCCGCUGGCCCUCUCUGAACCUCUGUUUCUUCCUCUGUAACAAAAGCGCGAUUGUCCUUUGUGGG